AUAUAUAUAUAUUUUUAAUUAUCUGCUUUUUUUUUUAAUAACCUAAAAAGGCUUUUAUACGCUUUGCUCCUCUUUAUAUCCUUUCUCAUCGAGACCAACGAUACAAUUCCAAACCCUAGCUUCCUCAAAAUCAAUAGAGUUUCAAGCGAAGAUCGAUUUUUUCAUCAAUUAAUCCCUAUAAUCGAUGAAAUUCGAUGACAAGAGGUGAGUCAAAACCGUGACGGAGAUCAAUUCGCGUCCGAUUUGUUCGAGAUUCAAGCCAACGGCGGAGAUCCUGUCGCGGAGAUCGUCGCCCUUCGAAGAACUUCAAUUGAUUGAUCGUGAAUCAAUUAAUUAUCUAUAUAAACGAGGAUUUUUCGUUCGUUGAUCAGUUUCAUCGCCUUUGACGCGGUUUGUUCAGAUCUGAUUGGAUUGUGAGGCCAACGGCGUCGUUCUGGAUACGUGUACGGACGGAUUGUGUGGAGUUUCGAUUGUGAAGCUGCGGAGAAGCCUUGCGGUGUUGCGAAGAGUGGUUUGAUCUUUACUAUUGAAGAGCGAUAAAAAAGAGAGGACCUCUAGCUUUUUGUAUUGUGAUUUCUUUUUCUUUUUUUCGGUUUUAGUUGAAAAUAGGCCUACAAUAUUUUAUCCGAGGGCCUUUCAAUUGAAACGCUAGGGUUCUGUGUUAUUAUUUUUUGUGAUUUUUUUAGUGAAAAAAAUUAAAGAUUCAUGGCUGUUUAUUAUAAGUUUAAAAGUGCUAAAGAUUAUGAUUCUAUAUCGAUAGACGGCCAUUUUAUAACAGUUGCAAGUUUGAAAGAAAAAAUAUUUGAAAACAAGCAUUUGGGAAAGGGUACCGAUUUUGACCUGGUUGUCACCAAUGCUCAGACUAAUGAAGAGUACCUUGAUGAAGCAAUGUUGAUUCCCAAAAACACAUCAGUUUUGAUACGUCGAGUACCAGGGCGAGGGCGCGCUCGCAUGCCCAUCAUAACCACUCCAAUCAUCACGGAGCAAGACAAACCAGUAGCCGAGAAUAAGUUCGAGGAUGCUCAAGCAAGCAAAAGUAGCUUUUCAGGAGUAGAUCCAUCUGUUUCAAAAUAUCCUGAAGAAUUUGAAUGGGAUGAAUUUGGAAAUGAUCUGUAUACAAUGCCUGAAGUUGCACCAGUUCAGGAUGCUCCAACUGCUCCCCCUCCUAGUAAAGCCGAUGAGGACAGCAAGAUUAGGGCAUUAAUUGAUACUCCUGCCUUGGAUUGGCAGAGUCAAAAUCCUGAUAGUUUUGGCGGUGGUAGAGGAUUUGGUCGUGGUAUGGGUGGUAGAAAUGGUGGGCGUGGUUUUGGUCGAGGAGGAUUGUUGGAACGGACAACGCCCCCACCGGGCUAUAUUUGCCAUAGGUGCAAAGUGCCUGGACAUUUUAUUCAGCAUUGUCCCACAAAUGGUGAUCCAAAUUUUGAUAUUAAAAGGACCAAACCUCCUACUGGGAUUCCUAAGUCUAUGUUAAUGGCUACCCCGGAUGGAUCGUAUGCAUUGCCAAGUGGUGCUGUUGCUGUUUUAAAACCGAAUGAAGCUGCUUUCGAGAAGGAGAUUGAAGGGAUGCCCUCUACUCGUUCUGUUGCUGACUUACCUCCAGAACUUUACUGCCCUCUUUGCAGGGCAGUUAUGAAAGAUGCAGUUUUAACUAGCAAGUGCUGCUUCAAUAGUUAUUGUGACAAGUGCAUAAGAGAUUAUAUCAUAUCCAAGUCUAUGUGUAUUUGCGGGGCCACACAUGUACUUGCGGACGAUCUUUUACCCAAUAAGACAGUGAGGGAUACCAUCGUUCGGAUAUUAGAGGCUAAUAAUAGCAGUGGUGACAAUGGUGGCAGCGCUUUUCAACCACAAGACAUGGAGUCUGCUAGGAGUCCACAACGUAAAAUUCCGUCUCCAAAGGUUCCAUCCCCUACGUUGUCUGCAGCUUCAAAGGGAGGUGUAGUUGCAUCCAAAAAUGAAGACAAUGCAAAUAAUAAGGAGAUGACAGAACCGAUAAAAGUUGUUAAUAAUACACAAAAUAACUUGGACAAGGUAACUGUUGAAAAGGGUGCAGAAUUUUUUGAGGCUACACACGGGUCACAGAGUGCAAGGGAACCAGGAUCACAGAUGGGCCCUCCAGUAACAGAUGAAGAAAUGCAGCAGAAGCCAGUUUCUGGGGAAGUAGGAAAGAAAAAGAAGAAAAAAAAGACUCGAUUGCCUGUAGGAGCAGAUAUGCAGUGGAGACCCCCUCAAGACUUUGCUGCUGAAAAUUACAUGAUGCCAAUGGAACCCUCUGGUUUUAAUCCUUACUGGAACGGAAUGCAACCUGGAUUUGAUGGGUUUGGUGGGCCUUAUGGUGGUCCAAUGCCCUUUAUGGGCUAUGGUCUUGGACCAGGGCCCAUGCCGUUUGGGGGUCCCUUUCCUCCUGAUCCAUUUGGAGGACAAGGUUAUAUGAUGCCUUUCCCACCUCAGAGGGACCUUGCUGAAUUUGGGAUGGGCUUUAAUGGUGGCGGUGGCGGUGGCCCCCCAAUCAUGAGCAGAGAAGAAUUCGAAGCUCGCAAAGCCAAUAUAAGGCAUAAACGAGAUCUUGAGAGAGGCGGAGGAAGCAGGGAGGUGUCAAGGGACAGGGAAUUCAGCAGGGACAUGAUCAGCCAUGGGGAUGUUCCCCCUGGGAAAUCUAAAUCUAAGUCUAACCCACCACCACAAGAUCACCACCAUUCCCGUCCCCGAUCCGAACGGCCUGAAAGACUGUCACCAGACCGCAGUACCCAUGAUCCAGAACCUUUACGCACAUCAUCCAAGAGGAAGAUGAAAUACGAGGAUGACUAUUAUGAAGAACAUCCUCAUCAACACCGGGAAAAAGAGCGCCGGCACCACCACCACCACUCAGAAUCGGAAAUAGCCUCAUCUGCCAGAUCACCAAUCCCGCCAGAGACAGGAGACCUACCACCACUGCCAUCCAAAUUAUCUACUGACAAAACAAUAGCUGACAGGAAACACAAAGCCAGUGUCUUUGCUCGCAUAACUUUCCCGGAAGGGGAGUCAGCAGCCUCCAAGAAGAGAAAGCUUGGUAGUCCUCCCUCUGCUGUUAACGGAUCGAGUCAUCACAGUAGUCACAGUCACCGUGCGGCAUCAAAUGGCUAUCAUGAGGAUCAUCGCAAAACUGCAACUGCUGUGUCAAAGAGUAGUUAUAACUAUGUAGACGAGCAUGACUAUGAAUCGAGUGAUGAUGAUAGGCACUUCAAGAGGAGGCCUUCCAGAUACGAGGCAUCACCUGCUCCUGCAGUGGAGGAAAGUAGGCAUUCUAGCAGGGCAUCGAGGGAGAGAGAAAGGGGUCAUAGCAGCAAGCAUAGGUAGAUUACUUGUGGGCAGACACAUCUAUCUAUUUCAGAGAAAUCUGUAUUUGAGAAUUGAGAUGAUCGUUUACUGAGAAUUUGGAAGUGGAAAACUUAUUCUGUAAUGCUUUUUAAAUUGUGGAAUAAAUUUACAACUUGCACUCUGUUAUCUUAUUAUUACUAUUUUAUAUUUGAUGAAGUUACUUUA
Daucus carota subsp. sativus is the source of this 3519-nucleotide messenger RNA. RefSeq names its product E3 ubiquitin ligase PQT3-like. The record is from RefSeq and is a predicted model, not a curated record. Lineage: Eukaryota; Viridiplantae; Streptophyta; Magnoliopsida; Apiales; Apiaceae. The transcript is spliced from 15 exons. Gene Ontology annotation, molecular function: ubiquitin protein ligase activity; zinc ion binding. Gene Ontology annotation, biological process: protein ubiquitination; ubiquitin-dependent protein catabolic process. Bases 706 to 3333 code for a protein of 875 amino acids. Gene Ontology annotation, cellular component: nucleus.